Molecule: messenger RNA, 495 nt
Organism: Olea europaea var. sylvestris
Lineage: Eukaryota; Viridiplantae; Streptophyta; Magnoliopsida; Lamiales; Oleaceae
Product: amino acid transporter AVT6A-like
Exons: 2
Coding region: 1-495 (164 amino acids)
Biological process (GO): amino acid transmembrane transport
Molecular function (GO): amino acid transmembrane transporter activity
Source: RefSeq, a predicted model, not a curated record
AUGAGAUCUGUUGUGCAGACUUCAUUGGCUCUGUGCUCAAUCGUUUACAUUACAACAAGCUUCUUCGACUCAAACCUUGGCAUUCCAUAUAGUUUGCUAAAUGAUACAGUUCGCAUCUGCUACGUUGUUCACCUCAUGUUUGUUUUCCCUAUUAUAUUCCAUCCGUUGCGCCUAAAUUUGGAUGGCCUACUCUUCCCAUCUUCCGUGCCUUUGGUUAUAAACAAUUGUCGAUUUGCAUUGAUCACUAUGGGACUACUUUCUGUUGUUUUCUUAGGUGCAAAUUUUAUUCCCAACAUUUGGGAUGCUUUUCAGUUCACUGGUGCAAAUGCUGCUGUUUGUAUUGGAUUCAUUUUUCCUGCUGCCAUUGCUCUAAGGUACAAAGAAAGACAAGUUCUUGGCUGUUUCAUGAUUGGUCUAGCAGUAUUUGCAAAUUUGGUGGCUAUAUACAGUGAUGCCUACACAACAUUCAAGAGAAAUGCAUCUCCAAUGGAGUGA